This is a messenger RNA of Indicator indicator, 384 nucleotides long. Its product is annotated as fatty acid-binding protein, liver-like. The record is from RefSeq and is a predicted model, not a curated record. NCBI's taxonomy places the organism in Eukaryota, Metazoa, Chordata, Aves, Piciformes, Indicatoridae. Gene Ontology annotation, cellular component: nucleus; cytosol. The transcript has 4 exons. Gene Ontology annotation, molecular function: fatty acid binding. Gene Ontology annotation, biological process: fatty acid transport. Bases 1 to 384 code for a protein of 127 amino acids.
AUGAGCUUCACUGGGAAGUACGAGCUCCAGUCCCAGGAGAAUUUUGAGCCUUUCAUGAAAGCCCUUGGACUUCCUGAUGACAUGAUCGAGAAGGGCAAGGACCUCAAGAGCACCUCAGAGAUUGUGCAGGAUGGGAAAAAGUUCAAGGUCACUGUGACCACUGGCCCCAUGGUGAUAUCAAACGAGUUCACCAUUGGGGAGGAGUGUGAGUUAACAAUACCAACAGGAGAUAAAGUCAAGGCUGUUGUUCAGAUGGAGGGGAACAACAAACUGGUGGCAACCAUGACAGGGAUGAAGUACAUCAACGAACUCAACGGAGACAUCCUCACCAGUGUAUUCACCAAGGGUGACCUCACCUACAAGAGGAUCAUGAAGAGAAUCUAG